Molecule: messenger RNA, 639 nt
Organism: Nannizzia gypsea CBS 118893
Lineage: Eukaryota; Fungi; Ascomycota; Eurotiomycetes; Onygenales; Arthrodermataceae
Product: glutathione S-transferase I
Exons: 2
Coding region: 1-639 (212 amino acids)
Source: RefSeq, a predicted model, not a curated record
AUGUCUACCAUCAAACCACUGAAGCUAUAUGGCGGGAUUUUCCCUGCCAACCCCUUCAAAGUUGCCCUUGUUCUCGAGGAGCUCGGUCUACCCUAUGAAACCGAAGAAGUCUCGAUGAUCGAAAGGAAACAGCCACCGUUUACCAAUAUCAAUCCAAAUGGCCGUACCCCUGCCCUUUAUGACCCAAACACCAAUCUGAAAAUCUGGGAAUCUGGAGCAAUCAUCAGCUACAUCGUCGAUAAGUACGAUAAAGAGAACAAAAUUAGCUUUCCACAUGACACCAACGAAUACUACACUGCAAACCAAUGGCUUCACUUCCAGAUGUCUGGCCAGGGACCCUACUUUGGCCAAUACUUCUGGUUCAUCUCUUACCACCCGGAGAAGGUGCCCAGUGCCAUCGAGCGAUACUACAACGAAAUCAACCGCGUGGUCGGCGUACUGGAGAAGUGGCUUGCUGGUAGCGAGGAUGGAGGUGAUGGAAAAGGCCCAAGGAACUACAUCAUGGGUGACAAAUGCACCUAUACGGAUCUAGCAAUGUACCCAUGGCAAGUGCUCCUCCCAAGACUUGUGUGGAAAGACAAACUCAAUCCCGAGACCGAAUUCCCGAACAGACUCGACCUACGCUUGAACGGAUCUUAA